AGGACGAGCAGUACCGAGGACAGGGCGGCUCAGGCCCCUGCCAGACCCCCGGGAGCGAGGGGCCGGACCGCCCCCAGCACCGCUCGGCCGCCAUACUGCGGGGCAACCCAAACUUGUUACACACGGGCACCAACUCCUCCUCCUCCUGCUCCUGCUCCUGCCCCUCCCGCCGCCGCCGCCCUGCCCCCACCGGCGCGGGGAGGAGGGGGCUGCGCCGGCCCAGCCGCAGCCGCGGGGAAGGCGCCGAGGCAGGCGGGGGCCGUGCGAGGGGAGCGCCGCAGCCCCCCGCAGUCUUCCAGAAAGUCUCAGUGUAGAAAAAAUGAAACCCAAAACAUGCAUGCUGUAUAUUCAGGCUGCUACUCUUGGUGUCUGAAGACUCUGUUUCCCUGCAAACAAACAUCAUUUAUUUCUCUGGCAAACAGAAGAAUGCACUCAGUCACACUUCUCAGCAGCUCUGCAGCCUGGGGAGUGUGUGGGCAGUCUUUGUAUGCAGCAUCCUGGAAAAUGUGCGUUCUCUUGAAGUGAUCUGCUGAAAACCACGUACUUGUACAGUUGUUCCAGCCUCCCUUGCUGUGUUGCUCUCAAGAGCUGAAAUGCCUGGUGUCUAACACUCUCUGGGGUCUCCAUUUCAUCUGCCAAAGAAACACUACCUGCUGCAGUUAUCCAGUGAACCCCAAAGAGCACGGACACUGAAGAUGGCUCUGUGUGCUUUUUGUACAGUUUGGGGUUUCUUACUAGAAGUGGCAGUAGCAUUUGGCCCAGUGCCAAGGAUCACUUGGGAACACAAAGAGGUCCAGCUAAUACAUUUUAAUGAAUCAAAAGUAUCAAACUAUUCAACCUUGCUGUUAAGUGAAGACAAAAACGUUCUGUAUGUAGGAGCCAGGGAAGUGAUCUUUGCCUUAAACGCAGUGAAUAUUGCUGAGAAGCAGAACGAGUUACACUGGAAGGUCGCAGAAGAUAAAAGGACUAAAUGUGCAUUUAAGGGCAAAUCAGAACAGACAGAAUGUCGUAAUUAUGUGCGCGUCUUGCAACAGCUGAAUGAUACUUUCCUCUAUGUGUGUGGAACUAAUGCAUUUCAGCCAACAUGUGAUUACCUGAAUUUAAUUUCAUUUGAACUUGGAGGUAAAAAUGAAGAUGGUAAGGGCAGAUGUCCAUAUGAUCCUGGUCAAAGCUACACAUCUGUUAUGGUUGAUGAGGAGCUUUAUUCUGGGACUUCCUACAAUUUCUUGGGAAGUGAACCUAUUAUUUCACGGCACUCGCAUCAGAGCCGUCUGAGAACAGAGUAUGCAGUACCUUGGCUUAAUGAGCCCAACUUUGUUUUUGCUGAUGUGAUAAGAGCAGAUCCAAACAGCACAGAUGGAGAAGAUGACAAGAUAUACUUCUUUUUUACUGAGGUGUCUGUGGAGUAUGAAUUUGUUGGAAAAUUGAUGAUUCCAAGAAUAGCUAGAGUAUGCAAGAGAGACCAAGGAGGAUUAAGGACCUUGCAAAAAAAAUGGACUUCGUUUCUCAAGGCCAGACUGAUUUGUACCAUCCCUGAUAAGAAUUUAAUUUUCAAUGUUAUCAAUGAUGCUUUUAUUCUCAAAUCUCCAACUUUGAAGGAACCAGUGAUAUAUGGAGUCUUCACCCCACAACUGAAUAAUGUGGGGUUGUCAGCAGUGUGUGUAUACAAUCUGUCUACUGUAGAAGAGGUUUUCUCAAAAGGAAAGUACAUGCAGAGUGCUACAGUGGAGCAGUCUCAUAUAAAGUGGGUACGAUACUAUGGGGAAAUUCCGAAUCCUCGACCUGGUGCGUGUAUAAACAAUGAAGCCAGAGCAUCAAACUACAUGAGUUCUCUGAAUUUACCAGACAAAACAUUACAGUUUGUUAGAGAUCAUCCUCUAAUGGAUGACUCAGUGACUCCAAUGGGAGACAGACCUCGCCUAGUAAAGCGAGAUGUGAAGUAUACACAGAUUGUAGUUGACAGAGUCAGAGCACUCAAUGGCACCAUCUAUGAUGUUAUGUUCAUCGGUACAGAUCGAGGAGCCCUGCACAAAGCUAUCAGCUAUGAAAAUGGAAUGCAUAUUAUUGAAGAAACACAGCUUUUUCCAAAUUUUGAACCAGUCCAAACUCUCUUGCUUUCAUCCAAAACAGGCAGAAGAUACCUCUUUGCUGGUUCAAAUUCUGGUGUGGUGCAGUCUCCAGUGGCAUUUUGUGACAAGUACACCACUUGUGUUGACUGUGUUUUAGCAAGGGAUCCUUAUUGUGCUUGGAAACCUCUUGAAGCUUCCUGCAUUGAUAUUUUUAAAGAAGGUGAAAUGGAAAGGAACUGGAUUCAAAACAUAGGUGGAGAUGCAUCUUCUUGUUCUGAUAAAGUAAGAGAGAAUCCCCUACAGCAUACAUUCAAGCAUGGGAGCACAGCAGAACUCAAGUGUUCUCAAAAGUCCAAUCUGGCACAGGUAGUUUGGAAGUUCAAAGAUGAUGUGCUGAGAGUGGAGAGUCCCAAGUACCGCCUGCUGGAGAAGGCACUGCUCAUCUUCAAUUUAUCAGAAGGAGACAGUGGUGUUUACCAAUGCUUGUCAGAAGAAAAAGUGAAAAAUAAGAAAUUUUCUCAAGUGCUGGCUAAGCAUGUUUUGGAACUGAAAAAAAUGCAGCAUACCGUGGUGGGCCCCACUGCAACAGCUGCACCAACAGAAGGUAAUAGUGAUGUGCCAAAAGUGUCAGCUGCCUCCAACACAGAGCUCUUCAAUUCAAUUCCUGAUGCAGUUCCAGAAAAGACAAUGUUCCUCAAGUCAAAUGAUAACUUCCUGUUGAUGUUCCUCUUCCUCUUCUUUUUCAUUCUCUUUUUGUGCCUGCUUUCCUACAACUGUUACAAAGGCUACUUGCCAGGGCAGUGCUUGAAAUUUCGCUCUGUGAUGCUGCUUGGUAAGAAGAAAACUAAGUCAGAUUUUUCUGAUUGCGAGCAAAGUGUAAAAGAGACGCUGGUGGAGCAGGGCAGUGUCAGCCACCAGAGUGGGGAGCAGCCCAAGCCUGCGCAUGACACUGGCUACGAGACGGAGCCCGACUGCGGGAACAGCCAGCUGCAGGCUGGGGAUUCGCAGGCGUCCCGCGAGGCCAAGGACAAGCCCUUCGACGUCAAGUGCGAGCUCAAGUACGCCGACUCGGACGUGGAGGGGGACUGAAGGAGCCCGUGGUCCCUCUCAGUGGCGGAAGUGAGCUGUGCUCCUGCAGCUGGCUGUUUGAGCACGGAGACCCUGGGUGUAACCCCAUAGCAGGGGUUACAAGCGUAAGCUGUACAGCAAGCCAAUUUUCAUUCAGAUCUCAACAGAUUAGAGAAGUGGUGUACUUGUCUGGAGACAUAGCAUCUUGUGUGGUACUGUCUUUUUUUCUGUUUUUUCAAAUGGCCAGUUUCAGAUCACUACUUGUUUAUUCCCAGUUUUCCCCCCACUGAGCACUUUGCUCUAUUGAAGCUACUUGCUUGUUCUUUGGCCAUAUUCUCCGAUAGAGUAAAAGUAACUUUACAAUUCAGUUGGCUUUAAAAAGUACUUCAGUCUUCACAUAUUUUUAGUUGCCAUUAAAAAAAGAUCUAGUUCCAUUUUAAUUCCAAAUUGGAAAUUGAGUUUAGUUUAUCAGAUUGGUAAAUUAUAGACUUUUGUCCAGAUUGGGACAUAUUUUUUCUUUCCUUCUAGUGAUUGUUUUUAGUUUUAUGCUUUGUGUUUUGGCACACUAGAUCUUUUUAGUUAAAGUUAAUUUUUUAACUGCUCUACAAGUAUCUUAGAUUUUAAGGUAUAAUGGGGAUAGCAUUGCCUUGAUUUGUGUAAGACUCAGGGAUAAUCUUGUUUAAAGGCUCUUUGCUGCUUUCUAGAAACGUAGGUACAACAAUAUCAGUACAAAACAUGGAGUAAGUGGGGAAUGGGGAAGGAGGAAACAAAUGUUUCUUUUUUUAAUUUUUUUUUCCUCCCCCCCACCAGCCAGCCAGCUGGACGUAGUCACAUUUUAUUUUCUGAACAAAACUGGAUUUAUUUUUUUUUCUUUAGUUAAUAGAACAGUACAGGCAAGCAACUGUCAGUUAGCAGUGACAAGGAAAGAGGUUUCUUGCAUUGUGGAAGCAAAACAGGAAUCAAGAAGAAUUAACUCCAACAAUUCAGCUAGUGACUCACUGGAAUGGACUGUUAGGACACAGCCUGAUGAGAAAACGUUGCUGAUUUUUUUCUUCUUUUCAGAUUCAGAAAUAACUCAGCUUCUUUUUGUGACAAAUACUUGCAGCGUCACCCUUUCUGGAUGAUACCUUCACUCUCCUAUGCAACUGGAGACUGGAACUGGAGCUGCUUAAACAAUCAGUCCUUUGAACUGUUUAUGUGAAUCAUGCCUGCUAAUGUGAAAGUGUGCAUUUGUUCUCAGCCUGGUUCACAGCAGCACUGUUUGUCUGUAAAAGCAUUUUAUGUGUGCAGUACAGUCCUGAAGAAUUGUUCCUCUCACUGCUUCGUUCUGUAAAUAUUGCUAGAAGUAGAAUACAUUUUAACAGUAAAUAGCAGUAUGCCUGGGCUGCGUUUCUGUGUUGAACCUUCAUGCAAACAUAAUUUAGACCAUCUUAGUGUAAACAGUUUAUAUUUUAUAAGAUUCAGUUUGGUUUUAUUUUUCUAUUUUUAAUUAUGUACAUAUAACAGAAUAAAUAUUAAAAUAAAUUGUAUUACA
Messenger RNA from Vidua macroura (Pin-tailed whydah), 4671 nucleotides. RefSeq names its product semaphorin 4D (gene SEMA4D). The coding region runs from base 696 to 3158 and encodes 820 amino acids. The record is from RefSeq and is a predicted model, not a curated record. NCBI's taxonomy places the organism in Eukaryota, Metazoa, Chordata, Aves, Passeriformes, Viduidae. Gene Ontology annotation, biological process: neural crest cell migration; axon guidance; negative regulation of transcription by RNA polymerase II. Gene Ontology annotation, molecular function: semaphorin receptor binding; chemorepellent activity. The transcript has 16 exons.